Molecule: messenger RNA, 902 nt
Organism: Drosophila ficusphila
Lineage: Eukaryota; Metazoa; Arthropoda; Insecta; Diptera; Drosophilidae
Product: chymotrypsin-2
Exons: 1
Coding region: 4-807 (267 amino acids)
Biological process (GO): proteolysis
Molecular function (GO): serine-type endopeptidase activity
Source: RefSeq, a predicted model, not a curated record
GCCAUGGCGUUUGCACGGUUUCUUCUUCAUAUUUUCUUGGCUUCAUUAUUGAUUGGUGAACUCUUGGCUUCGGAGCACUUCAUUGUGGGUGGUCAAAAUGCCGCCGAAGGAGAUGCCCCCUACCAGGUUUCCCUGCAAACCCUUUCGGGUAGCCACUUGUGCGGAGGUGCCAUCAUCUCGGAUCGCUGGAUUCUGACUGCAGGGCAAUGUGUCAAAGGUUAUCCAACCAGCAGACUUCAAGUGGCGACAGGAACAAUUCGUUAUGCACAACCAGGAGCUCUCUACUAUCCGGAAUCUAUUUACCUGCACUGCAACUACGAUACUCCCAAGUACCACAAUGAUAUUGGAUUGUUGUACUUGAACGAGAGCAUUAGUUUUGAUGCCUUAACUCAGACGGUGAACCUACCAACUACCACGUUUCCCCAAGGAACCUCUGAACUGCUCUUUACGGGAUGGGGAUAUCAAUCGUCGGGAGGAAGUUUGCCAUCCCAGUUGCAGAAAGUUCAGCAACAGCAUCUCAGUAGUCCGGCUUGUGAAUCCUUGCUCACCGCCUACGAGGACUUGGAACUGGGUCCUGGCCACAUUUGUGCCUAUCGGCAGGCCAAUAUUGGAGCCUGUCACGGAGAUUCCGGAGGUCCUUUGGUCUACCAGGGCACUCUGAUCGGUAUUCUCAACUUUUUCGUACCCUGUGCUCAAGGCGUGCCGGAUAUAUUUAUGAACAUAAUGUACUACCGCGACUGGAUGCGGCAAACGAUGAGUGGCAAUGGCAAAUGUCAGCAAGUCAAUCAGCAGAUAAUUAUUGGUUAAACAAAUAAUUUUAACCAUAAAUGUUUGUGACAAUAUGUGAAAUGCCUAAGCAAUAAUUCUGAAAAACCAAUAAAUAAUCUCUAAGUGUUUGCAUU